AUGUCUAAUAUUCCGGACCUACACCCCAUCGCCGCUACCACAAGGAGGCCAUUGGUGGUCCGAGGAAAAGCAGAGAUUCAACCCCCUGUCGCAAGUGCUGUCUCGACGUCUGAUAAAUCCACGUCCUAUCAAUUGAACGCAAAGUGUCAAGAUUUCAUCACCCGGUAUCUUGGACGAAGUCUCAUCACCCCAGAUGACCCUGAUAUGAUGUAUGUUAAUCGCAAGCUUCUGAGACUAGCCUUCGCCUACCCUUUUUUAAUGCACGCCUCUCUAGGUGUGGCGCUUACGUAUGACCGCUAUCUGAAUAACUCAUUAGGCUGUCGUCGCAGCCUAGAAGAGUGCUACCACUGGUCUCAAAGCACAGCUAUUCUCAACAGGCGGCUAAAGGAACCGAUUGAAGCUAAGGAUAAGGAUGCAAUCUGGGGUACCGCGGCUGCUCUAGCUAUCUUGACCUUUUCGUCCCCUGAUGCAUGCACUCCGGAAGAAUCGUGGCCUUUGAGGUCCUCUGUCCACUGCGAUUUAGACUGGUUACGUAUGAGCCAAGGUAAAAUGUCACUGUGGAACAUAGUGAACCCGCUGCGGCCGGACAGUCUUUUUCGCGUCAUGGCCGCAACCUUUGCUCAAAUGAGUUCACCUUUGCCAGAGAUAGGCAUAGAUGGUAUACCAAGGGCCGUGGCUACCAUGUGUUUCCUCAACGACUCAUCUACGCCGAAAAACAAUCCGUAUUUCUAUGCUGCCCACGCAGUAUCCCAGAUCCUAGACCUCCCGGAUAGUGCGGUCACAACAGGUCAAACUCAAAUCUUCACGCGCAGUAUCAACGGCGCUUUCGAAAGGUUGCUCCGGGAAAGGGACCCUAUAGCACUUUUGUUGCUGUAUCUAUGGUACCGCAAAGCAAGACGCAGUAUAUGGUGGAUUGAACUUAGAGCUAGAGUGGAAUGCCCUUCUAUUUGCUCGUACCUACGGCUAUAUCACAAAAGGAAUGUUUCGGUCCAGGCAUUCCUCCCAGGAGGUGCUCUCGGCGACUAG
Messenger RNA from Penicillium arizonense, 1026 nucleotides. RefSeq lists its product as uncharacterized. The transcript is spliced from 2 exons. The record is from RefSeq and is a predicted model, not a curated record. Lineage: Eukaryota; Fungi; Ascomycota; Eurotiomycetes; Eurotiales; Aspergillaceae. Gene Ontology annotation, molecular function: DNA-binding transcription factor activity, RNA polymerase II-specific. The coding region runs from base 1 to 1026 and encodes 341 amino acids. Gene Ontology annotation, biological process: regulation of transcription by RNA polymerase II.